This is a messenger RNA of Pecten maximus, 10417 nucleotides long. RefSeq lists its product as uncharacterized. Gene Ontology annotation, cellular component: membrane. The record is from RefSeq and is a predicted model, not a curated record. Gene Ontology annotation, molecular function: group II metabotropic glutamate receptor activity. NCBI's taxonomy places the organism in Eukaryota, Metazoa, Mollusca, Bivalvia, Pectinida, Pectinidae. Gene Ontology annotation, biological process: G protein-coupled glutamate receptor signaling pathway; regulation of synaptic transmission, glutamatergic.
ACAUUCAAGCACUACACCCAACGUAAGGUAGGGAAGGGUCUUAGGAAAGCCGGUACCCUUUUGGAACUGGACUUUUAGGGUCUGUGUGGCCCCUUUCGAUUGUUUAUACAGUGCAGGUGCGAUAUAUCACAGAUCAAUAUACGGUGUCUGUGUGACAUGGCGAUUCUCUACAUCGCCACCAUAUUUGGUGUGUUGACACUGGCAGCGGGUCAGCAGCCGACACCGAUACGCACCGAAACAUGUUCAGGAAGUGGUCAGAGUGCGACAAUCCAGCCAAAUGCCGAAGCCUUCAUCGGGGGUCUCGUUAGCAUGAACUAUGUCAGGGAUAGUGGAUAUGGCUGCGGGAAGUAUAUCACCUCUGGAAAUGCAGUCUUAUGAAGCCAUACGUUGGGCGCUGGAUCGUCUCAACAAGAAAAAUGAAGAAUUAAACGGAGAAUAUCUUAACAACAGUUACAUCCCUGGCGUGGAGCUGGGCAUGAUGGUAAAAAAUUACUGUGACAUGGGGUCCACCGCUGUCAGCUACGCCCAGGAUCUGUACCCACAAUUCCUGUCCGAGUCGCGCGACUGUACCAAGAGUUCUAACCGCCUGAUGCUGGGUUUGACUGGGGCUAGUUCCAGUAGUGACACCAAAGAGGUCAACGCCUUCACCAGUCAGUUUGACAUCCCUCUGGUAUCCUACAUGUCGACAGCUCAGGAACUGACCAAUGGAAACAUGUAUCCUGCCUUCAUGCGGACAGUUUCCCCUGAUGGACCCCUGAUGGACGCUGUCAUUAAAGUGAUGGGAGAGUUGAACUGGAAAUAUGUUGUGGUUGUUUACACUGAGAAUACUUAUGGCCGAGGUUCUCUGGAAGAAAUUCGCCCGCGCCUGGCCGAGGCUGGAAUCUGUCUCACUCUAGCUGUACCUGCUGAUCCGUCUGAUACAACACCCGCAGCAAUGGCAGCCAUUUUGGAUAGAGUUCUAGCGACAGAAACCGUCGGCGUGAUCUAUCUUGGAGGAUCAUCAGUUGGACUCAGUUUACUGGAGCAGGGAGAGUCACACGCAAAUGCCGGAAAACUGCAGUGGAUUUAUACCGAUAGCUUACCACUGUCUACAAAUUUUGGAGGAAAGAAAUACCCAAGGGGUGUAAUCGCUGUGUUGUCUGGUUCGAGAAAAAUCAUCGAAUUUGAGGAUCAUUGGGUGAGAAUUGAUGUCAGUAACCCAUCAUCGGAGAAUCCCUGGUUCCAAGACUGGUACAUGAAUGAAAACAAUUGUCAGUUACCUGGCAACACCAACCCUGCUUUCAGUUCCCUCCCACAAUGCACCCCUUUAACGGAGUCGGACCGGCGUAAUUCUUUCGUACAGGACCAGUUUGUGGAGCCAGCCGUCCACGCAGUUUACGCAUAUGCACAUGCUCUCAAAACUGCUCAUGCUGCCCUCUGUGGAGGAAGUGCUGGACUAUGUCCACAGCUGGCGAGCCUUUCUCAGGAGGAUUUCUACGACAAUUAUUUGAGAUCUGUCAACUUCACCUACACUAAGAAGGAGCGUGUGGAAAGUUUAGCCUCCGUUGGACUCGAGCCAUACAACGCCCCAGCCCAGCUGGCUUUUGAUGCAAAUGGUGACAUCAUCAAGCCUACAUACGACAUCUAUAACUUCAAUGAUUAUCCAGGGGGUGCCAUCUUUAAGUUCAGAAAGUUGGGAUCAUAUUUGAAUGGACGUCUAGAGAUUGUGACAAGUCGAAUGCGGAUGUAUGACGAGGCACGCGACAAUGCAUUGGCCAGCCUGCCUGCCUCUCUCUGCCCAGGCUCUGGGUGUGGCCCCUGUCUUGGACUUCUGGUUGAUGCCGACUACUUGUACAUUCCUGGAGAUAUCGUCAUCAACGGAAUUUUUUCUGUUCACGAGGAAGGAAAGAAUGCAUUAUCCUGUGGCAACUUUAAUAACGACAUUCAAUCUGGAGUCCAGUUUCUGGAAGGAAUGGUGUACGCUCUCUCCAACAUCAACAACCAGCCAGCACAGGCUUUGCUGCAAGGUGUAAGUCUAGGUGCGUUGGGAUUUGACGACUGUAUGGACAAGAUUCUCGGGAGCCAUUUCGUGACACAAGUUCAAACAGAAACACGUAUGAUAACGGACACAAAUGGAAACACGCUGGACCCUCGCUCUGUAGAGGCUUACAUGGGAGCAGACGGCACCGACCUGACAAUGCCACUGGCAAAACUGAUGAAUAUUAUCAAACGUCCUUUGUUGGGGUACAAUGCUAUGAGUGCUGAGCUACAUGACAACGACUAUUACUUGUACAUGUCCUAUAGUAACCGACUAUAUAUGAAGGCCUUUGUCCUGCUCCUGAAACGUCUCGGCUGGCAAUACGUGCAGACAGUCCGUGCCAAGACCAUGGAAGCUAAGAAUGCUAUAGAGGAGUUCCGAAUGAUCGCAGCGGAACAUGGGAUAUGUGUUGUUUCUGCAUACGAGUUUGGAACGGACGGUGACGUUGAAGACAUUUUAAUGAUGUUAGAAGGCCAAUCUUCUGUAAAUCCUGUUCUGGUUGUCUCCCCUUCUGAAGAUCUUCUGGAGCUUUUACAGGAGGUCCAAAAGCAGAACAAGACCGGCAACUUUGUCUUCAUGGCACCAGUUGUUAGAUCUGAAAAUGUCUUCCAAGGGGCAGAGGCAGCAGCUGAGGGUCUGAUCAGUCUCGAUGUCCAACGACCCGACAUGUCUGCAUUCCAAGGUUAUUUGAGCCGUCUUCGUACAGACAGCUAUACCACAAAUCCAUGGUUCGGGGAGUGGUUCGAGAACAUGCAUGAGUGUUCCCUAGAUGCAAACGAUAUGAGAGACUAUACAACAGUUUGUUCAGUAUCUGAUGUGACCAGCGGCAAAAACUUCAAACUGAACGUCAACAGUUACGCCACAAUCUACGGAGUGUAUGCCAUUGCGUACGGUCUCCACUACACACUUCAGUAUUACUGCGGGAUAGGCUACAGUGGUGUAUGCGGAAACUACAUGACAGCCGCCGACAAGGGCGAGAAGCUGGUGGAAAUGAUCAAACAGAUGUCCUUCACAGUGGACGGCUUGACCAUUCAGUUUGAGGACGGUCAAGCUAACUUCCCCCUAGAGUUCUCUAACUACAGGUCCGGCUUUUCUCCUGUUGGGACAUACAACGCUAAGACAAACAGUUUCGUGAUCCAGACCAGCCAGAUUAGCCUUGCCGGUGGCGUCCUACUGAAUUCCGUGAUGCCCUACUGUAAGACUGUUUGUACACAGUGCCUGUAUAUGUUCGGAACACAAGAGUACAUGUACAUAGAUGGUGAUCUCAUCAUUCCCGGAAUCUUUGACGUCCAUUAUCCGGGAAUGACAGACUUUUUGUGCGGAAGUAUUCGCUCAAAGAAUGGUUUUCUCAACACUGAGGCUUUUGCGUUUGCUCUCCAGCAAGUUAACAGCGGAUUUACAAGUGUUAAGUUGAACAAUGUAAAACUUGGAGGACUACUUUUUGAUGGGUGUAUGAAUACAAUUAGAGGUCAUGUGAUCGCCUCGUCUGUUUACUAUGGUUUAAUGCCAAGGGAAAAUGGAAUGCCGAAGUAUCCUAUUGACAGGCUGCUAGGAUGGUUGUCUUACGAUAGUGCUACCACCGUUAAUAUAGCUGAAUCACUCGGUCACUUUGGUGUCCCAGUUGUCACGCCCGGCGCCACCACACCAGUUCUGGACAAUAAGUCACGCUUUGAUAAAUUCUUCCGUACAAUACCUUCUGACGGAGUUACCACCCUUGCCAUGGCACAGGUUGCUAAGGAAAUGGGAUUUGAAUAUAUUAUCACUUUGAAUGCGCCAGAAGAGGGCAGCCGUGAUGCUGUGGACAAGUUUAGGGAAUACGCACGUGACAAUGGCAUUUGUAUUGGAGCGUCUUAUGAAUUCGUAACGGAUGGCCCCAUGGAUACUCUGAUUCAAUACAUAACAGAAUCAUCAAGUCGCGUUGUUGCGGUAUUCAGUGAUCCGGACCGAUUUGUGGAAGAUCUUCUCAUCGCUAAAAAUAACAAUCCUCAGGCUGGGAACAUUGUGUUCAUGGCCAAUCGUCCCUGGGAGAAUCCCUUCAUCACCACAACUUCCCUGUUCUACGCUACCAACUCUUUGACCUUCGGGUUCAAAUUCCCUCCUCUGCCAGAAUUCCGCAACUAUCUCUCACAGAAAUACCCAAUCACCUACACAGAUAAUCCAUGGUUCAGCGAAUUUUAUCAAAAAUACUUCCUCUGUAACUUGGAUGGUAACUGGAUGUACGGUCAGAACUGUGGGACAUCGUCUAUCGUCACCAAUGAUUUCAUUGAAGAUUAUGCAACCCUUCCCACAAUUCAUGCUGUAUACGCGAUGGCGGAGGGUGUCCACCGUACAUUGAUGGAAAAAUGUGGAUCUUCCUACAGUGGUGUCUGCUCACGUUUCCUGACUGAUACCAACACGUUUACCAGCGUGAUGUUACACAUGGACGCCCUCAACUUCACAGACAUUCUCGGUGACAUUUUCCACUUCGUAAAGCGAGAGAGUAACAUGGGUGUGACGAUUGACAGGAUCGAGGCAGGAACAAGUUUGUUGGAAGGAACGUUUGGUAAUGGUGCCGGGUUGUCUCUCCAAGACCGAAACGACCUCGCCAGUAAAUAUACGGGUACCCCAGCCACAUGUAUCGGAGACUGUGCUCAGUGUUACAUACUUGGUGACGGCUCGGAGAAAUUCACAUUCUACAGUGGAAACAUCAUGUUCGUAGGCUUGUUUGACAUCCACAAGAAAGGACAAACACCUUAUAGUUGUGGGGAAAUCAAUGACGAACACGGGUUCCAGCUUCUCGAGGCCUUCCACUUUGCUCUUGAAUAUGCCAACAACCGUUCUGGCAUAUUCCGUAACGUGUGGCCAGAGGUCACAUUUGGGGGCGUGGCUCUAGAUGUCUGUCAAAAUCCAACGCGUGCUGGGAACAUGAUCGCGAACAUCCACUCCGGGACGCUGAAACUGACGACGAAAUCACAGAGUCAGGAUAUUACCAUAAACCCGGACAACAUUGACGUGUACGUUGGGCCGUUUGACAGCGAGUCAACUAUUCGUGUUGCAGACAUUGUGAAUCCGCUCGGAAUUCCACAGAUCAGCUAUGCUGCCACCUCUCUGGAGUUAAUGGAUCCUUACAAAUAUCGCUACUUCUUACGUACGGUUCCGGCGGACGACAAACAAGCUAGGGCCAUUAUAUCCUACCUGAAGCGAUUCGACCUCAACAAUGUCCAAGUAAUUACUUCAUAUGAUAGCAUUGGUUUGCAUGGAUUGGAGGAGUUUGCCCGUCUUGCAAGACUUAAUAGAAUCUGUAUAUCACAGAACAUCACAACUGGUGUCAGUGGAUCGAUUUCCAUCGUUGAAGCUCAGACCACUCUUAACAAGCUUUUCAGCUACCGGGAUGCCACAGUCGUGAUAAUGUUUGUCGAGGAUCCGGAGACACUUCUACAGUCAAUUGAAAACAGAGAUGAUGUAAGAAAUAAUUUCACGUUCAUUGGCACAGACAAGCUUGGAUUUAACCAUGAGCAAUGGAACAAUGCCCGUAAACUGAUGAACAGUCGCCGGGCCGUCACCUUCGACAUAGAAACUGCAGAUGUACCAGAACUUGACAAAUAUCUUGAGUACAAAACACCUGAAAACUACUUCUUCAAUCCCUGGUUUGAUGAAUAUUACCAGGAAUUGUUCCAGUGUAACUUUGACAGUAGAAGCACAAAGUACUCAGAACCAUGUCCGACCCAUCUUCUGGGAAUUCCCCGCGCUGAAAAGUACAUCCAGGACCCCUACGCCUUGUACGUGAUUAAUGCGGUAUUUUCUGCCGUAUUUGGCGUAGACAAGGCACUUCGUGAGAUCUGCCCCAGUAAUACCAUUGGUGUCUGUAAUCUCUUCCGAACCAGCGGCGAGCGACGGCAGAGAAUUAUGACCGGUAUUCAAGCCACAAGUUUUGUUGAUGCCACAAAUCAGCCAUUCUACUAUGAAGAGGGUGGAGACAGUAGCCGUGGUUACCAUAUUUGGGAGCCCCUGCCCAGUGCAGAAGACAACACACAAUAUUACCUCGAAGAUGUUGGUGCCUAUAACGACACACACUAUCUGAAGAUUGAUGCCCGUUAUGACGUCAAUUGGCACUCGACCUGUGACCGACCUGGAUCUUGUACCUGCGAGUUCCCAGAAUACCAGCCAUCACGGUACAUGAAGAACGACACAGACUGGGGCCUGUACAUAGCCUAUGUGUCGGAUAUCCACGAUCGUGAUCCUUACAACCCCUAUGCUUGUGGUCAAAUAGAUACGGUGGGUGACUUUCAGAAUAUGAUGGCUUUCUUCUACGCUCUUAACCUGGUCAACAGCGAUACAAAUCUCCCUGCCACCUUAAAACUCGGAGGGAUAGCUUUUGAUACCUGUUCCUCAUCGAAUCGUAUCGGACAGGAUAUCUACAGCCUCCUGAGUGGUGAGGGUAUUUGUACGGAAAACACUGGUCAAGUUAUCCCUCCUUCAAACCUGGUGGCCUACAUCGCAAAAGGAAGUGAAAAUGCAAUUAGAGUCAGUGGAAUUCUGUCACCCCUUAAAUACACUACGCUCAGUCAGAGUGCCACGUCUGUGGCGCUUAGCAACAAAGAUUUCCACGAGUACUUCCUACGUACUGUGCCUCCAGAUAACGUCCAGGCCAUUGUCAUUGCCAAGGUCCUCCAAACGUUUGGAUGGGACUAUGUUUCAGCUGUGUACACAGACGAUGCCUAUGGUAACGCCGCCAUUAAAACACUUAUAAGCAACACAGAAAAUAGUUCUCCUCGCAUCUGUGCCUCGCAGACCAUAUCCAUGCCCCUGGACGCAACACUGGACGAUGCCAAAGCAAUAAUCGAUAGCCUGAACCAGCGUGUGGGCGCCAGGGUGGUUGUGCUGUUUGUUUCCGACGUUCAUGCACGUUUGUUACUGCAAGCCACUACAGAGCGUGGCCUAACGCACAGGUUCAUAUGGCUAGGUAGCGACACCUGGGCGAACAGUGAAUACAUCGUCAGCGGAUACGAAGAUGCUGCUGCUGGAGCUAUCACUAUCCAGAUCCGAUCGGAAGUCGUAGAGGGAUUCAAAAACUUCCUUCGCAGCUUCGAUUACUCAAAUCGCAUGAACAUGCCACGCGACUGGUUCGAAGAUCUGUACCAGACCCUUCAUCAAUGUCGCAUCCUUAACAGCGUCGUUCAGAAAGUUUAUUCCAGCAUCUGUUCAGGUGAUGAACAGAUCACAGACGCCAUGAUCCCGAACGAUCCCUACACCCUCCACACAAUCAUCUCCGUGUUCAUGGUUGCGAACGGACUAAACUCCAUUGAGGAAUGCAAGAGAACAAGUCUGAGCUUGUCAGCCUGUCUGUCUCUCCAGCAAAAUUCACGGGAUCUGAUCUACAACAAUAUUGCAGAGGCCCAGUACACCGUUCUUCCCGAUGACCUCGGCUCAAAGUCAUUCAACUUCAGAUACACAGAAGAUGGUUAUGGUGAUGUCGGCUACAACAUCCUCAACUUCAGACGAGACCUGACAUCUGGAGAAUAUGCCUAUGCUGAGAUCGGAACCUAUCGUAAUGGUCUGUCCUUGAACAGGGGACUCUACCAAGGUUUCAGCUUUAUUGAAUCCCGAACAAUUCCAUUGUCCAUGUGUCCAGUAGGAAGUAACUGUCCCUGCCUGAACAGUGAUGGUUCCCGGUCCAGCUACAAACGCCAGGGAGUGGCCGGACUCACCUUCUAUCGCCUUGACGACGGAAGCUAUGUUGAUGCCCAAACCGGAGAGGUGAUCCAGGUUGAAGAUGUUCCACAGCUUGCCGACAGAUUCGCAGAUAUUUGGGGCAUCAUAGUCGCAACAUUGGCAGCCAUCGGAAUGUUUGCCUCGCUGUGUAUGUUUGUAUAUUUACUUGUGAUGUACCCAGUACGAGGUGGAACCUCCAUUCUUGGAUUCAUGCUAUCAUUUGGGAACAUUCUGUUGUUCGCUCUCGUGUUUGCCUUCAUCGUACAUGCCACACGGGAAGUUUGCGGCCUGCGUCGAUUCUGUCUCGGAUUCUGCUACUCCAUAUGCUACAGUGCUUUGUUUGUGAAGAUUGUGGAUUCGUGGCGGUCAAGAAGCAAAGAAGAGUUGUAUGAGGUUAAAUAUAGAAAACUGGGCCGGCCUCUGGGACUGUUUUUCUGCGCCCUGUUAUUUAUUCUCGUACAAGUAAUCAUUAAUACAGAAUGGCUGAUUUUGGAGCCACCGGCCGUUACCACGGUACUCUAUAACAACAUGCUGUGGCCUCGUUGUACACCCGACGAUUUCUACGAUGAAGGCCUCGUUUUGUCUCUAGUGUAUAUAAUGUUCCUGGUAAUCCUGUGUGUUCUAUACGGCAUGUGUGCCUGGCCGAAUCCCAAAAACCACCAUGAGGCACGCUGGUUAUUAGGAAUUGUACUACUAGGGAUCCCGGUUUGGGUGGUGUUCUGCGUGCUGGCCGUCCUCGGCGAGUACAAGAUGCGAGAUGCGGCCAUAGCUAUUGGUCUACUUAUCAAUGCCUACAUCAUGCUGCUCCUGGGUCCGAUGAGGAAACUCUAUCUCCUGACGAAGUUCGAGGAGCAAGUUGAGGAGGAGGAACGCAAAUCAGCACUCGGCAGUGUCAAAGGAGAAUAUUCAUCCAUGUACGGCAGACAGUAUGAUAAUACACCACGGCUUCACGAACCGCAGGACUCGGCCCGGAACAGUGUGUUAGGUGGCGACCCCUAUGUGAUACAGCCAAAUAGCCGUUAGUGACGUCUCUAUGAACAACACGAUUGAACGUCAGGAAAUCCUGUAAUCCCAACAGACCAGCCACACUUGAUGAACUGGGAGGGAUUUGUAACACACAACUGCAGGCGAAGAAUCCCUUUACUGUGAUAAACUACAACGAUUAACAAAAGCUAUUUUUAUGGCAUUUCCUUCUAUAAAUAUGACAAACUUUUUCUUAUGAAAUAGAAGAAUUUCUUCUCUGCUCAGUUAUACUUAAGGAUAUAUGUUACUGUACGGAAUUUCACAAAAAGAGUUCUACCUCAAGGAUGUGUAGUGAAGAUAUUUUAUUUAUUUUUUUUUUUUCAUUUUUUUUUCUUGAUUUCAUCAGUUAAUUGUUUUAAAUAUUUAUUAAUUUUCCACAAAAUUAUUUCCAGUAGUCAAACUUAAUUAAAUAUUCAAAUAAUGACAACAUUACCAUAAUUUUAUCUUAAGGGAGGUAACUCUAAUACUGAGAAAAUCUGUACGGUAACAUAUAGCCUUAAAUUGAUUCUAGCGAAAUUUCAUAGUCUAGUGUUAGUAAAAAACUAUUUUGAGAAAUGAUUUUCCAUCAAAAUACAUCACAAACAAUCAUAGUACUUUAAAUAUUUUAAGUCCCAUGGAAUAAGUAAUUAUUCUAGUGCAUGGAAGAGUAAAAUAAGUGUCUGCCACCAGUAGAAAUUGCAGAUAAAAAUUCAUUGUGGUACCAUCACAUACAUUUUACAUGUAAGAUUCUGUGAGCUCAGUAUGUUAUAUGUAGGUGAAACAGAUGUGUGUAUGGAUCGAGAGAGUUGUAUGAAAUUAUAUAUAAAUUGUAUAUAAAGAAACAUGUAGACAUAAUAAGUAAAAUAUGUACAGUAUGCAUGGAAGAUGUGAAAUUACGAGAGGUUGCAAUAUAUUGUUUUGGGUUUCUAAGAAUGAGAGAAAAAGACCCAGAUUUGAGUGCUACAUAUAUAUGUACUUUACAGAGUAUGCCCAGUAUUGCCGAACUGAGUGCAGUUAGCGAGAAACUGGAAUCGUGCGACAUUCUUCAUGAAAUGUUUAUUAAUGCACUCUAGCUUUUAAUGAUUAUAAUUACAUAUUUAACAUAUGUAUCUGAAGACACAUUCGGCCGAGAAAUUCAGAGAUAUGAACAAUUAUUGGGCUACAUUAUGUGUUUAUGGAAAAAAAAAUCUAAUAUUAUGAAUGAUUUAUGUUUCAAUUAUUCACACAUAAAAAAUAUGUGCUACCAAAUUCGGUUAAAAAAAGUCCAAUUAUUAUUUUUUCUGAUCCAAGUAUUUCAUUUUUACUGUGAUUUAUUAAUUUAGAAAUAUUAUCAGUUACAUGUAUUAGUAUAAUUUUUUAAAAAUUCUUAAAAAAACAACUUUCUAUAAAUGAAUUUGUUAAGCCCUACAAGAAUAUAUGUGGUUAUUUGACAUUUCAAAUUAUUAGAUUGAAAUGAUUUAUAGUGAGUUUGAAAAUUAUUUUUUCUGAAAAAAAAUCAUAACAGUUAAUGUUUGUAUGGGAUCCUGGGGAACUGCUUCCAAAUCUGUCUCCAUGGUAACCAACACCACUAUAUACAAUAUCCCGAGUAUAUAUAAUAUUAUGUUUUUUCGGUUCAUGAAACCAACAUAUUCAUGGAUUCGGAUAUAUACUGCGAUAUAUUAUAAUAUAAAAUUUGUGAGAUUUUAAUAAAUAUUUUGUAUAUUUUCA